Messenger RNA from Osmia lignaria (orchard mason bee), 1363 nucleotides. RefSeq names its product BLOC-1 related complex subunit 6 (gene BORCS6). Gene Ontology annotation, biological process: lysosome localization. Lineage: Eukaryota; Metazoa; Arthropoda; Insecta; Hymenoptera; Megachilidae. Gene Ontology annotation, cellular component: BORC complex. The record is from RefSeq and is a predicted model, not a curated record.
GUGUAUGUAAUUACUUACAAAUGUACAGUGCAUGACAUUUCUUAGGAAACGGAGCGUUUUCAUUACAACAAAGAGUUAUAAAGCAUACACUAUACACGGUAAAAUCUAUCGAUUUAUUAAAAUCAACCAUUUCGGGGAUUUCCAGUAUCUUGUAGAAGAAAUGUUGUAUUAGUGAAAACUCUCUGUAACGAUCAAUAAUAAGUUUGUGAAAGAGAAGAAAGCAAGUGUUGACCGAUCGAGAUACGGAAAAGUAUCGAAUCGAGCUUGUUAAAAUGGAAUCGGAAGAAAACGAAAUGCAUAUAAAACAAGCAACGAUAUUACGCAGCAGCGAUAAAAAUGCAGCAAUUGACUACGAUGAAGAUAGACUGCACGAGAUGACAGCAUCGUAUUCAGAAAUAUCGUUCGAUUCGCAAUCGUCUCCACCAGUUUCGGAAUUAAGAUCGCUCAUCGAUUCCCCGGAUAUCGAUGGAACAAAAUUCUUGGAAGAUAGUUUGGAAAAGAUGAACGUAGUUGGUAGCAGACCGGAUCAGUUAAAUUUAAGAAAUCGAGAAAGUAGCCCGAUCGAAGACGAGGAUGUAGAUCCUCCAAGUUAUCAUAAAGCUAUGGGAUAUUUACAGUUGGAAGGGACAGUAAUGCAAGAUGGGGACAUGGUGCUAUUUGUUGCAGAAGAUUUAGAGAAUAAGAUUAAACUUUCCAGUCCAGUGACAAAAAAAGGAGAGACCCCAUCCUUUCCAGGUUCUCGUAGUUCCACUCCUUGCUUAUAUAGGCAGGCUUUGACGCCUCAGGUGCCUCUUCUAGACCAUAAUGUAUUGAAUGAAUUGGAAAUGGAAGCAAGAAAAGUGGCCACUUCUGUGGAUGCAUUGACAGAAAAUUUGGCUGCCAUUUUACAUAGUGCAUCUGCAUUGACAGUCGGGUGCUUAGAAACGUAUAGGGAUGCUGUUUGCAAAACGUGCGACGCGGUGGAUCACAAUAUCAAAUCGAUGUAUCAGUUAAUGGCCAAAUGCGAGGAAUUAUCGAAAUCAAUGGGACCUGUGUAUAAGCUAGCUGAUCAAAUCAAAGAAAUGAAAAGAAUGUUGGAGUUAUUUGAAAGUGCAAUGAAUCUAUAAGGUACAGUUAAUUUUUUUCAAUUACCCACACGCUAUCGUCGUCGUCGUUUAAGUGUAUGUAAUACAUUUAAAAGUAAACAAUAUCAAAGGGUCGUGAAAAGUUAUAUUUUUUGCUUUUGAGAGCAAGUUAACGUAUUUAAAAUUGAUUUGUUAAAGUUAAAGUGUGUAGAACCGAAUAGCUUAAAAUCUAUCGCAUCGAAAAAUAUGUAUGACACGUUAAAAGAAUUAAUAAAGAAUUCGAUGGUUUCAAAAAGAAA